Aspergillus caelatus is the source of this 219-nucleotide messenger RNA. RefSeq lists its product as uncharacterized. NCBI's taxonomy places the organism in Eukaryota, Fungi, Ascomycota, Eurotiomycetes, Eurotiales, Aspergillaceae. The transcript has 2 exons. Bases 1 to 219 code for a protein of 72 amino acids. The record is from RefSeq and is a predicted model, not a curated record.
AUGCAGCUACUUGCUCUCCUCAUCGCCACAUGCGCUCCGGCUCUGGUCGCUGCAGCUCGCGGGCCAGGUGAAAUCUGUGGCCCCUAUCCCGGCGGCUUCUGUGAAGAAGGCCUUACAUGUGCCUCAUGCCGCCCUGCCAUUCCAGGCGCCCCCGGAGUGUGUGCUUUCAAGGACCCAUGGAACCGCCAUGAUGAUGACGAUGUCUGGCGCCGGUGGUAA